Diaporthe amygdali is the source of this 4212-nucleotide messenger RNA. RefSeq lists its product as uncharacterized. The coding region runs from base 1 to 4212 and encodes 1403 amino acids. The record is from RefSeq and is a predicted model, not a curated record. Gene Ontology annotation, biological process: mitochondrial transcription. Gene Ontology annotation, molecular function: mitochondrial promoter sequence-specific DNA binding; DNA-directed RNA polymerase activity. The transcript has a single exon. NCBI's taxonomy places the organism in Eukaryota, Fungi, Ascomycota, Sordariomycetes, Diaporthales, Diaporthaceae. Gene Ontology annotation, cellular component: mitochondrial DNA-directed RNA polymerase complex.
AUGUUCGUCCGAACCAACAUCUCGAGACACAAUUGCCGACUCGGCCGUUCCAUAUUGCGACUAUCCAAUCCAUCCGAGCCACGAUGCUACCUGCCCGCCGCCCACGCCACAGCUCUACCCGCAAGCCAGCGUCUCCUCGCAACCAGUUCUUCAUCGCCACCAUGGCAAAGAUCCCCCGCGAGCUCUCAGAUCCAUGCCCCCGGGCGUGGGCUGGCCACAGCCGUAGGCGAUGUCAUGAGUGCCGAAGGUGCUUCUGCCAGAGUCUACGAUCUAAGAAGUUUUGACCCGUCCAUGGCCAUGAUCCUCGAAGAGCCGGCACGGCCAGCCCCUGCGGGCAAAAUAAAUUCUCAAGGUGUCCCCGGGGACUUGGAAACAGCCCUCCCGGUCUUCGACGCUUGUUUGCGCGUUGGCAAGCUGGGCAGGGCUGUCGCUGUCCUGAAGCGUGUCGAAGCACUAGGCCAAGCCAGCCCAGAGGUCUUGAUGGAUAUGAACAACAGAUAUCUCGAGUCGUGGCUGAGGGACCUCACGAACAACCCAGGCGUGGGAAAAGCCGAGGAAAUGCAUGCUUGGUAUGAGCUACACAUCCACGCUGCUAAAUUGCCGCAGACACCACAAACAGUUGCCUACAUGCUGAAGGCAUCGCUGUUGACCACUCCAGCGACCGAAAACAACCAAGGCCCGUCGAGGUUGGAGAGGCUUGUGAAGCGGUACAUGGACAUGAUUACUCCAGAGCAAGGCCUUGAAGUUCUUUAUUGCAACAACAUCUUGACCGACGCCGACAUUGCCACCAUCACUAAGUUUUAUCCCGAUUACAACAUUCCAUUCAACUUGCAAGACGUUGAGGAAGAGUCAUCCAGCUUUGAAUCAAUCUUGUCCGACACCGCAGCUUAUAAGAGCAACCCCAUUGAAAUACACGAGGACACAGGCUCUUUGCCGGAGGUCCUCGCCACACCGCAGAAAGGCAUGGGUCUCGAAUCGAUCAAGAACACACUGGAAAUUUUUCAGAAGAUGAGAGAUGGCCACGAUAUCUCCACUCUACCCUUUCACGAGAGACGGGAAUUCCAGUCGCGCUUGGAGCGUGACUGUAUAGAUGUGGCCGUCGCGCGCUGGAGAGAAGAGCACGAAUCACUGCGCCAGAGGGGUCUCGCCACACCGGUAAGCGCGCCGAGCAUGAAUUCCCGCAUCUGGUCAUGGCAUCAGAGCCUGGAAGCUCUGAUCAAAAAGGAGUUCGACGCAAUCGUGGAGGCAGAGAAGACGGACAAGAAGCAGGCACAGGACUUCGAUCGCUGCAUCUAUGGCCCGAUCCUGCAGCAAUCCACGCCCAGCCGACUUGCUGCAGUGACAAUCAUGACGACAAUGAGCUCUCUGGCCUUUACAGGCGCCGACAAGGGCAUUAUGACUGCAAAUCUGCUGAGCCACAUCUCCAAAAUGGUGGAAGAGGAUAUUCAGGCUCAAUUGCGCCUGGAGCAACAGAAAAAAGAGGCUCGUAAGGCCAAGGCACGACGAUUGCUAUUAAAAAAGCUUAGGUCUAUGGAAGGCAUGGAGGCCAGCCCGGGUCCAGAGGCGAUCCUAGGUCAAAAGGCUGAUCCGGCGGAGUCUGACGAUUCGGCAACCUCUCUUCCAAACGGGCUUCCUGAUAGUCCUCCACCUACUCUUGCGCCAUGGUCUCUAUCUAUGAAGGUCAAGAUCGGUGCGGUACUACUUUCAGCGCUCGCCGAAGUCAUCAAAGUACCAGUCAGCUGUGAACACCCCGAGACGAAAGAGACGAUAACUGCAUUGCAACCCGGUCUGGUACGCACUACUCAGUUUAGAAAGGGCAGACGAGUGGGCACAAUCAUGCCACACCCCCGGUUGAGUGAGAUGCUGCGCUCGGAACCUAGAGGUGAUUUCUUGGCGCGACACCUGCCAAUGGUUGUUGAGCCGUUGCCUUGGACCGGCUUUGAAAAGGGUGCUUACCAAGAGUCCCCGGUGCCUUUGGUCAGACUCAAGGCCGGCGAGAAAGAUCAGCGGCUCUACGCGGAAGCGGCCAUUGCGCGGGGCGACAUGGAGCAAGUUGCUAAAGGCUUAGAUGUCUUGGGAAGAACAGCAUGGCGGAUUAACCGACCUGUCUUGUCUGUUUUGCUCGACGUGUGGAACUCAGGUGAAGCUCUUGCGGACAUUCCACCGUUACAUCCGCAAAUACCUGUCCCCAAGGAGCCUGAACCCUCCAGUGACUCACUUGUCCGGCGCAACUGGAUCAAGGAAAUCAAAACGGGCCAAAACCUUAAGCAGUCGUACCAUUCCGUCCGCUGCUUCAUGAACUUCCAACUGGAAAUCGCAAGGGCAUACCGCGAUCAAGAAUUUUACUUCCCACACAAUGUUGAUUUUCGGGGAAGGGCUUACCCAAUACCGCCCUACUUGAACCACAUGGGUGCGGAUCACGUUCGAGGCCUUCUCCGCUUUUCUCAAGGCAAGGAACUUGGUGAGCGUGGCUUGAUAUGGCUCAAGGUUCACCUGUCGAACGUCUACGGUUACGACAAGGCGAGUUUGAAGGACAGAGAGUCAUUUGCGAUGGACAACCUCGCCAACAUCUAUGACUCUGCAAAGAACCCGUUGAAGGGCAACAGAUGGUGGCUUGGAGCGGAGGACCCCUGGCAGUGUCUCGCAGCUUGCAUGGAGCUGACAGCUGCGCUCGAAUCUCCGGAUCCGACCAAAUUUGUUUCACAUCUUCCUGUCCAUCAGGAUGGAACCUGCAAUGGUCUUCAACAUUACGCUGCCCUUGGUGGUGAUUCUUGGGGUGCUCGUCAGGUCAACCUGGUACCGGGCGACAAACCAGCUGAUGUUUAUAGCGCCGUGGCCGAUCUGGUCAUCAAGGAGCUUGAUGAGGAUGCAGCGCGCGGCAAUGAAAUGGCAAAGGCUUUGCAUGGCAAAAUCAAGCGUAAGGUUGUCAAGCAGACCGUCAUGACCAAUGUCUACGGCGUCACUUUCUCGGGAGCAAAGAAGCAGGUUUUGAAGCAGCUCGAUGCCCUGUACCCUAACCUUCGCAAAGAAUCAGGCAUUGAACCCGGGCUCCUCUCCAGUUACAUAACCACCAAGAUUUUCAAGGCAUUGUCUACGAUGUUUCGAGGGGCCCACGACAUUCAGUACUGGCUGGGAGAAAUCGGCGGCCGAGUAUGCCGUGCUCUAACCGCGGAGCAGCUUCAAGCGAUCGAGGACCAAGGGGUCGAGAAACUGAGAAAAGGCCCCGAAAAGACUUCAUCCGAAGAUAUCCCCUCAAUGAUGCGAUCAACAAUCAUCUGGACGACCCCUCUUCGCAUGCCGAUCGUUCAGCCAUACCGAAAAACCAGCAGUACGGUCAUCUCAACUUGCAUGCAAAGUCUCGUGCUCAAUAAGCCGGAUCGAUUUGAACCUGUGAACCGUCGCAAGCAACUGCAAGCUUUCCCGCCUAAUUUCAUCCAUUCCCUAGAUGCCAGUCACAUGAUCCUGUCUGCGCUUGAGUGCGAUGAACUUGGUCUUACAUUUGCGGCUGUGCACGACUCCUUCUGGACGCACGCCGCGGAUGUUGACACGAUGAACCGCGUCCUUCGUGACGCAUUCAUUCGUAUCCACAGCGAGGACGUGAUUCAGCGUCUGGCGUCGGAGUUCGAGGUCCGCUACCGGGGAGGCCUGUACAUGGCCCAAGUCGAAGCGUCCUCGGAGGCGGGUAAAGCCAUAACCCAAUGGCGCAAAGACAACAAGAAAAUCGCGUCCCCGGCUAAAGCCGAGCUGCUCCUUGAGAAGCGAAGGCUAGACCUGCUCAACUCUCACUCGAAAGCAGACAGGGCAAAGGGCAAGAAAAUGGUCACCCCUGGUUCAAUCUACGAGCAAUUCGCAUCCGAGCAGGACGUUGUCAAGGAGGAUAUGGGCGGGACGACGCUGGGAAGCCUGUCGGCCAGCGCCACGAGAGCGAAAAGUGCCACUGAGGCAGAAGCCGAGGAGGAGGCAGGUUUGGUUGAUGCAGACGGUGAGCCAGUGUCGGAGGAAGGAGCUGAUGCAGCUUCUGAUGUGCACGACUUUAAGAAGUAUUACACCACUGUGUCGCACUUCGAGGAGAAGCUGGUUGGAUCUCGACCUUCAAGGGCACCGGCGAAAAGGUACACCACAGUCUGGAGCCCGCUCUCGUUCCCGCAGAUCCCGGCCAAGGGUGACUUUGAUGUCAGCAGCUUGAAAGACAGCGCGUACUUCUUUUCAUGA